Molecule: messenger RNA, 8300 nt
Organism: Syzygium oleosum
Lineage: Eukaryota; Viridiplantae; Streptophyta; Magnoliopsida; Myrtales; Myrtaceae
Product: disease resistance protein L6-like
Exons: 6
Coding region: 208-5781 (1857 amino acids)
Biological process (GO): signal transduction; defense response
Molecular function (GO): protein binding; ADP binding; ATP hydrolysis activity
Source: RefSeq, a predicted model, not a curated record
AAGAAUUUGAGUGGGGAGGGGCCACUGUUGGUGUUAAAAACACUGCCUUUUUCAACUUUGACAGGCUAUACUAGAUCAAUCUUGUUGACCAAUUCUAGCAAACUGGCCCUCCACUCUCUGCAAAUUUAGCCAAAUCCUGUCUUGUACGUUUAAUAACCCACAGAGAUCAUCUCCAUUUGUAAUUCUCGUGCUCAUACACUUGUAAUCAUGGCUCCCAAACUUGUUCCAUCUCUUGCUACCACUGCUCUUGCUGCUGUGCUAUUCCAUUUUUUCUUGAAGAGAAGAAGAUCAAGGGAGAUCAAUGGACGGGAGGCAAAUGACAGCGCAGCUGCAAACGAUGGAACAGCAGGAGGCGCUUCUUCUACUCACACUUCAACAGGAUUACCUGAAGUGCCUACUCCAUCAGGAGCAAAUAAGGAUGCAGCUGCAAACAACGGAACAACAGGAGGCGAUUCUGGUACUCGCACUUCAACAGGAGUACCUGAAAUGGAUACUUCAUCAGGACCAGCUAUGGAUGCAGCUGCAAGCCAUGGAACUGCAGGAGGCAAUUCUGGUACUCACACUUCAUCGGAAGUACGUGAAAUGGCUUCUUCAUCAGAAGCAAAUAUGGAUGCGGCUGCAAACGAUGGAACAGCAAGAGGCCAUUCUGGAACUCGCCCUUCAACAGUAGUUCCUGAAAUGGCUACUUCAUCAGGACCAGCUAAGGAUGCAGCUGCAAACGAUGGAACAGCAGGAUGCGCUUCUUCUGCUCACACUUCAACCGGAGUACCUGAAGUGGCUACUCCAUCAGGAGCAAAUAAGGAUGCAGCUACAAACGAUGGAACAACAAGAGGCGAUCCUGGUACUCGCACUUCAACAGGAGUACCAGAAAUGGCUACUUCAUCAGGACCAGCUAUGGAUGCAGCUGCAAGCCAUGGAACAGCAGGAGGGGAUUCUGGUACUCACACUUCAUCAGGAGUACGUGAAAUGGCUUCUUCAUCAGGAGCAAAUAGGGAUGCAGCUGCAAACGAUGGAAUUGCAAGUGGCGAUCCCGAUAGUCACACUUCAACUGGAGUACCUGAAAUGGAUACUCCGUCAAAAAUUGACCAUGAAGUAUUCUUGAGCUUCAGAGGACUAGAUACUCGAGACAAUUUUACCGACCACCUUUACCAUGAACUUUUGCAAGCAAAAGUCCACACAUUUAAGGACGAUGAAUGUCUCCGCAAAGGGGAAGAGUUUGCCUUAAAUCUUCUCCAAGCAAUUGAGCAGUCGAAGAUUUUAAUACCUAUCUUCUCCAAAAAUUAUGCCUCUAGUCCAUGGUGUCUCAAGGAGGUAGCCAAGAUGGUUGAGGGCAUGAAGAAUCGGGGACAAAAGAUCAUCCCUAUUUUUUAUCAUGUGGAGCCUGCAGACGUUAGGCACCAAAGAGGGGAUUAUGAAGAGGCCUUUCUUGAACACGAAAAAAAGCAGCGAUUUGACCCAAAGACCAUCGGAGAGUGGAGGGAUGCUCUCAAAGCAGUGGCGGAUAUAAACGGACACAGCCUACAAAACGUGGUCAACAGGCGAGAAGGUGAGUUCGUGAAAAAAUUCACGCGGGAGAUUUGCAAGGAGUUGGAAAAGGCUUCUCUGGAAGUAUCAGACUACUUCGUCCCUGUCGACAACCUUGUGGAUGAAAUCAUGAAAAAUAUAGAUGUUGGGACAAGUGAAACGAGGAUUAUAGGAAUUUACGGGAUGAGUGGCAUCGGAAAGACGACUCUUGCCAAAAUCAUCUUCAAUAAGUUAUUGUGUGACUUUGAGAAGUGUUGCUUUCUUGGCAAUAUUCAAGAAACAUCAAAAAAUAAUGGCAUUCCAUGCUUGCAGAAGCAGCUCAUCUCUGACAUCGUCAAAACGGAAUACGAUAUAAGAGACGACAAAAAAGGAACUCAAAUGAUUAAACAGAAGUUGUUUCAGGAAAGAGUCCUCCUCCUCCUCGAUGAUGUGGAGCAAAUGGAUCAUAUUAAUGCACUUGCACUUGCAAGUGACCGUGAUUGGUUAGGCAGAGGGAGCAAAAUUAUUAUUACUACCAGAAUGGAAGGUGUUCUCAAUUUUUCGAAAGUGGACUGGAGGUAUGAGCUUCCAUGCAUGGAUGGGGAUCAAUCUCUUCAACUUUUUAGCAAACAUGCCUUUAGAAGAGAUUCUCCUUUAAACAAGGAUAUCAAGUUUUCAAAAAGGGCGACAAAAAUUGCUGGAGGUCUUCCGCUCGCUCUUGAGGUCAUUGGUGGACUUUUAUUUGGAAUUGAUAAGAAAGAGUGGGAUGGCACGUUGAAGAUGCUAGAAAGUGUUCCCAAUGAUGAGCUUAUGGGUAAGUUGAAAAUAAGUUAUGAUCGAUUAAGUCCAAAACAAAAGGAUAUAUUCCUCGAUAUAGCUUGUUUUUUCAGUGGAUAUGACACAGAUAUUCUAGUUCAUUUCUGGAAUGAACAUGAAUAUCCACCGGAAGUAAACUUGAAAGUUUUGCGGAACAUGUGUUUGAUAAAGAUUAAUGAGGAUAACGAAGUGUGGAUGCAUGAUCAGCUCAGAAACCUUGGAAGAAAAAUGGUUUUAGACAAAAGUGAAGAGAAAAUAGAGAAGCAAACUAGGGUGUGGGAUCCUAAGGAAGGAUUGGAUUUGCUGACUAAAUAUAAGGGACCAAAAGAAGCGGAAGUUCUGCGUCUCAACUUACAGCAUCAGCCGCGGUAUCCUAUUACCUAUGAGGGCUUUGAGAACCUAUCAAAUCUGAGGUUUCUUGAAGUGAAAGGUUCCAAGAACAAUUUUCGUGCAAAAGAAGCUCUUAAGAUUGAUCCUUCAGGGCUGCGUAACCGGUUUGACGGUGGGGGGCAGGACCAUUUGACCUAUGAAGGCUCUACAGGACAAUCAAAUCAAAUGUUCCUUGCAGACGAGACGCUUCUUUGGCUCGAAUUGUCAUCAAAUGUUCUUCAAACUCAUGAUUUUCUGGAGAAUUCAUCUCUCCUUACAAAAUUACGAUGGCUCUCCUGGCAUAACAUUCCCACAAAUUUUAAUAUUACACAUUUCUCUAUGGAGGAUGUGGUCAUUCUUGAUCUAUCCUAUAGCGAAAUUACGCAUGAUUGGAAGGGGUGGAGCUACAUGGAGGUGAUGACGAAUUUGAAAAUUCUAAAUCUGACAGGUUGCGAUAAUUUGGAGAGAACCCCCAAUUUCUCUGCUCUUGCGAAUUUAGAACGUUUGAGCCUAUGUUACUGUGGAAGAUUAGUUGAAAUCGAUGGGUCGAUUUGUCGGUUGAAUCGCCUAGUUUCCUUAGACCUAGGGCAUUGUCCGAAUCUUCAAAGGCUUCCAGACGAGCUGGGUAGACAUCUUGAAAGCCUUGAAUACUUAUCUCUAGCAUCGUGCGAUAGGUUGGAGAGGCUUCCGGAUUCAUUCGAAGGUUUGACAUCACUGGUCAAGUUGGAUAUAUCUAGCAGGGCGAUCAAAGAAUUACCUAAUUCAAUUGGAAAGUUGGGAAAUUUGAAAAAAGUGGAUAUGGGUACGAUGAGCAAAAUACCCGAUGUCCUCUGGACGAUGGACACGCUCGAAGAAGUAGUUGCCGCAUGUACAAGCUCUUGUGAAGUCCAUGUGAACAUCGGCAAUUGCAACCGCUUGAGGAUCUUGGGGUUGACGUCAGCGAAAAUAUGCUCAAUAUCAAGGCUUCCUGAAAGUCUUAUCGAAUUAGGGCUGUCUAAGUUGCAGAAGGACACGUUUCCGGAUGUCUCGCACCUGACCAAUUUAAAGAAAUUGUAUCUGGGGUUUGGCUCUCAUCAUGGGACCGCCUCCCCAGCAGAACCCCCCUCCCCAAUAGACCUUCGUCUCCCUCCUCAACUCCACUCACUUCGCCUCCAGGGCUUAAAUCUGCAUCACAUCCCGACGCCUCCUUCGACUUUCUCCUCCUUGUAUCUGGACAAUCGCAGGCCACUUUGCUUGAUGAGGGAUCUAUCGAGUUUGAAGAAACUAUCAUAUCUCUAUAUUUCUCACGGUGCAAUUACAGAGAUUAAAGGCCUCAGUUGUUUGGAGAACCUAGUAGAGGUGCACCUUUAUGAACUCGGUCAGCUGGAGAUGCUACCCGAUUUGAGCAAGUUAAACAAUCUACGGGGUGUCUCAAUAGAGCAUUGUGGUAAUCUGGUGGAGAUUCAAGGCGAAGAACUACCACGGUCUUUAGGUUUUUUCCAUAUUCUAGGCUGUCGUUCGUUACAGAGGUUGCCCGAUCUGUCACGCUUGACGGGUAAGAAAGGUUUUAGUUUGCAAAAUUGCUAUAAAUUGAAUGUGGAGGCAGUUCUUGCAUUUGCUCGGAAGAAUCCACGAGAAGUGUCCCUUAAUGGCUUUGAAAAUCUGCAGUUCCUACCUGAUAUGAGUAAUUGGAACGAACUAACACAUCUUAGUAUAACAAAUUGUGCUAAUCUGGUCGAGGUCCAAGGCGAACUGCCACAAAGUUUGGAAAUACUGUGGAUUUCGUUAUGUAAAUCUUUACAGAAGUUGCCUGAUCUGUCGAGCUUGAAGGAAUUGGAAUGUGUUCACAUAAAUGAUUGCAAAAAAUUAAAUGGUGAGGCAAUUCUUAGUUUUGCUCGGAUGAACGUGCAAUGUUUGCUGCUUUUUGGUCUUGGGCAGGUGGAAAUAUUACCUGAUCUAAGUAAUUCGAACAAACUACGGCGUCUUAUAUUAAAAGAGUGUGAUAAUCUGGCUGAGAUUCAAGGCGACCUACCACAAUCUUUGCGAGAAUUGCGGAUUUUGUCGUGUAACUCUUUAGAGAAGUUGCCUGAUCUGUCAAGCAUGAAGGAAUUGGAAUAUGUUGACAUAGAAGGUUGCGAAAAAUUAAAUCGGGAGGCAAUUCUUAGUUUUACUCGGAUGAACCUGCAACAUUUGCGGCUUUCUGGCCUUGGACAGGUGGAAAUAUUACCUGAUCUAAGUAAUUCGAACAAACUAUGGCUUCUUAUAUUAGAAAAGUGUGAUAAUCUGGCUGAGAUUCAAGGCGACCUACCACAAUCUUUGCGAAAAUUGCGGAUUUUGUCGUGUAACUCUUUAGAGAAGUUGCCUGAUCUGUCAAGCAUGAAGGAAUUGGAAUAUGUUGACAUAGAAGGUUGCGAAAAAUUAAAUCGGGAGGCAAUUCUUAGUUUUGCUCGAAUGAACCUGCAACGUUUGCGGCUUUCUGGCCUUGGACAGGUGGAAAUAUUACCUGAUCUAAGUAAUUCGAACAAAUUAAGCCAUCUUGCACUGGAAAAGUGUGAUAAUCUGGUUGAGAUUCAAGGGGAACUACCACAAUCUUUGCAAGAAUUGCGGAUUACGUCGUGUAACUCUUUAGAGAAGUUGCCUGAUCUGUUAAGCGUGAAGGAACCGCAUCAGGUUUACUCAGAAGAUUGCAAGGAAUUAAAGGGGGAGGCAAUUCUUAGCUCUGCUCAGAGAAGUCAGGCGAAUUUAUGGGAGAACCUAGGACAUUUGCAGAUUUGGGGCCUUGGACAGGUAGAGACACUACCUGAUCUAAGAAAUUUUAACAAAUUAAGAUAUCUUGGAGUAAGAAACUGUGAAAAUCUGGUUGAAAUUCAAGGUGAACUACCAGAGUCUUUGGAGUUGUUGUUGAUUUCUUCGUGUGGAUCGUUACAAAAGUUGCCUGACUUGUCGAGCUUGAUGAGACUGCGAAAGGUUGCAAUAUGUCAUUGCGGGAAAUUAGAUGUGAAGGCAAUUUCUUCGCUUUGCUCGGACAAGUCAGUUGAAGUUGUGGGAGGAGAUGAUGAAUCUGGAUUUGAAUCUGAGUGGCGGAAGAUGAACUGGUGGGAAAGGCGCCAUUGAAAGCUUCUUGAUCCACCACCACAAAUUGUUUCCUUGUGUUCAAACUUUAAACAAAAUCAGGUCAUAUUACUAUGGUUCUCAUCCUGGAACUUUUCAGCAUAAUCAACUCAUCAUUGCAACUGUGAAGAAGACACGCUCUAUAUUGAUAUGCUUAUGUUCAGUUCAGUUUCCAGGAAAGGUGCUCUUCUUACUGGGAUUUGCAUAUGUUGGGGAGAAAGUUAUAAAAUGAUGAAAGACGAAUUUCACUUGGGUAGCUGCAGCAAUAGUUUGCACAGCAAAACUUUCUUCUGUGACAGGAGAGAGGAGGUACUUAGUUUCUCCGAGGGUGUUGUGGCUAAUUGGGUAGCUGUACAAAUGAAGACCAAACAAAGGAAGAGGAAGAUGGCAUUUAAUGUUGACUAAAUUCCCUUUCACAAUCUUGGGGUGAUAAACUGUGCAUUCAUCUGUUGAAGAUGGAAACGUAAAUACAAGUGAGGGAAGUCAUUACUUUAAUGUCAACUAAGUUCCCUUUCACACUCUUGGGGUGGAAAACUGUGCAUUCAUCUGUUGAGAAACAAAAACUUGAAGAUUAGUGAGGGAAGUCGCUGCGUGGUGAUGAAAUCGUUCAAUCCAACGAACUCGAUAUGAAGUUUCAGUUGAAUUGUUCGCCCUUUUUUCAGCGAAAUCAAUAGAGCAGGGCAGAGGAAUUCAUUUUGCAAUUUUGUCUAAAAGUGUGUUCUCUUUAUUGAUAUGCGAUAGAACAUGCUUAUCAGUACUCAAAUGUUCUUUUACGAGGAUAUACUUGAAGGGCUUGUCUGGACAGUGAGAAAAAUUGUGUGCUUAUAAUGAUGUUCAAGGUAGUCUUACUUGCACCUGCCAAAACCAGUUCAUGGACCUUUUGAUGUGAAGAUGGUGCUCAAGGUAGUCUUACUCAUGAGUAUGAUAGGCACUCACAACACAUUAAACACAAAUUGUUGGAAUUCAUGGAACAGGCAGCAUUGGAGAAUUGACACUCGCCAGGAUGAUCGACGAUCAGCUUUCACAUGGUUUUGAGCACUAUUACUUUCCUGCUAACAUCCAUAAAACUUGACAACUCAAGGGCAUUGAGUACUCGUGGAAUCAACUCAUCUUCAAUGUCCUCAAAAGUAAAUCGACAGAAAUAAGCAAUGUAAACAAUGGGAUCAAGACAGUUCAAGAUAGGCCAUCUGGUAAAAGAGUUCUGGUCCUUUUUUAUGAUUUGAUCAGGAGAAUUAAUUGAAUGCACUCAUGGGUGACAGAAAAAAAUAGUCAGAAGUUACUGAACUAUUCAGUGGUGAAUAUCAAGCUCUGAAGGAUCUCGAAAUUCUCAGCGCUUUGCAUUGUUGAUCACUGAAGAUAAUCACUUCCAUUGGUUACUUGACAUUUGUAUCGAGGCUCUCUCUCCGAAGUACCAUAAUUACACAACCUCCCUUGUCGAUGGGAGCUCUUACUAGCCUUGAAUACUUGCCUUUGUAAGAAUGUAUAGAGAGGCUUCCUAAUAUCUCCUACACGCUCAUUAAAGAGCUACCCAAUCCAAUGUGCCUUGUUGAUGCAGUAAAAGCUAAAAGAAAUGGGUGCAGAACAGGGUGAAAACUUGCAACUGGAAAUUCCAAAUGAUUUGUAUUUGGCCAUUCGACCAGAUGCUUACCCAAUGGAUAAAGUGUCAACUUGUGGAAGAUCCGAUGCCAUGGUGGGUUGUGAGAUUAAAUGAACGGGAGCCUUUGACCUUAUUGUCUGCCGUUGUAACCACUUCAUCAAUAGAUAUUAGUCAGCUUUCUCAACUCAAAAGAUUUGAACUCCGGUGCUAAGGCAUUCCUCAAUUUUAUCUUAUUUACGUGUUGAAUCUUGCUGGACGGUGAGACCAAUGACGGAUCUAGUCAGAACUGAGAAUUUAUAAGCCUGCAAUAAUGGAGAUUCAAGGCCCUGUCUGUCUGGGAGAAUCUAAAAAUUAUGGAGCUCUUUGAUCUUGAACUAUGGGAGAGUUUUCCUGAAAUGACUCGUUUGAAGAAGUUAGAGUCAGUUCCACUAUAUUGUUAUGUUAGUAUGCAUUUGCUCAUCGCAAACUACUAGAAUCUCUGGAAUAAUUGUUGAUUGAAGGCCUUGUCAUCCUUGACGUAAGUUGAUAUGAUUGAAAUACUUUGCAGAGAGGGAUAACAUCUGGGAGGCCUCUGACCAUUUCAACUUGAAGAGGUCCAAAUUAUGCAACGCCUGGCAUUGCUUAGGAGAUUCGGCCAUUCCUCGAAAAUUUAGAAGACAUUGCUUAGGAGUACAUUUUCCAAUACGAAGUGCACGUGAUUCUUGAAAGGUCCUGCAUUUACAGCCAAAUCUAUGUUCAAGGAAGCUUUGAAACUCAAAACAAAUUGCUUAUUUCUGUAUGUCACAUCAGCAGAUGUUCGUUAUUGUCUUUCAAGGAAUUGUGUUUUCUAUAAUAAAUUAGAAUCAAAAUAUGGCAAGUUAACGUGAAAUAUGAUGUUCUUUUACCCUUGUGUAGUUAAUUACAGGCCGUUUUCGCAACCACUUUC